AACACCAAUUUAUUCACCAGAAGAAAAGGCUCUCCGGGGCUCUCCGGGCUCUCCGGGGCUCUCCGGGGCCUCCGGGGCCUCCGGGGCUCUCCGGGGCUCUCCGGGCUCUCCGGGGCUCUCCGGGCUCUCCGGGCUCUCCGGGGCUCUCCGGGGCUCUCCGGGGCUCUCCGGGGCUCUCCGGGCUCUCCGGGCUCUCCGGGGCUCUCCGGGGCUCUCCGGGGCUCUCCGGGCUCUCCGGGGCCUCCGGGGCUCUCCGGGGCUCUCCGGGCUCUCCGGGGCUCCCCGGGGCCUCCGGGGCCUCCUGCAACUUUUAGACGUAUCUCUACUUCAACACACCUGAGUCCAAUAAUGAGGUCAUUAGCAGAACCGGACUGCAUUUAGGAGCUGAUUCAGGUGUGUUGGACCAGGGAGACGUCCAAGAGUUGCAGGACAGCGGCUCCAGAGGACCCGGGGUCUCCACCCUGCUAUAGAUUAAUUAUGUCAAUUUAUUUCUUCAUUUUUAUGAUUUUCUACUUCCAGUUGUUAAAAAAACAUUUAAAAUUCGAAUAUUACAUCAAUAAAGCAUUUCAAAACACUCA
Poeciliopsis prolifica (blackstripe livebearer) is the source of this 578-nucleotide messenger RNA. Its product is annotated as collagen alpha-1(I) chain-like. The annotation marks the transcript as partial. Lineage: Eukaryota; Metazoa; Chordata; Actinopteri; Cyprinodontiformes; Poeciliidae. The transcript has a single exon. The record is from RefSeq and is a predicted model, not a curated record.